Messenger RNA from Pistacia vera, 611 nucleotides. Its product is annotated as cold-regulated 413 plasma membrane protein 1-like. NCBI's taxonomy places the organism in Eukaryota, Viridiplantae, Streptophyta, Magnoliopsida, Sapindales, Anacardiaceae. The record is from RefSeq and is a predicted model, not a curated record. The transcript is spliced from 3 exons. The annotation marks the transcript as partial. Gene Ontology annotation, cellular component: membrane.
CUGUUGGUCUUGGACCGAACGCAUUGGAGAACUAACAUUCUUACAGGAUUACUGAUCCCUUAUAUCUUCUUUAGUCUUCCUUCAUUAAUUUUCAACAUAUUCAGGGGAGAAAUAGGAAGAUGGAUUGCAUUCAUUGCUGUUGUGCUUCGCCUUUUCUUCCCUAGUCGUUUUCCAGAUUGGCUGGAAAUGCCAGGUGCUUUGAUUCUUCUGCUAGUGGUGGCUCCCAGUUUAUUUGCAAGCACCUUAAGGGGCAGCUGGAUUGGUGUGGCGAUAUGUCUUGUCAUCGCUUGUUAUUUGCUGCAAGAACACAUCCGAGCAUCUGGUGGGUUCAGAAAUUCCUUCACAAGAGCCAAUGGCAUAUCAAACUCGGUUGGCAUUAUCAUUUUAUUGGUCUAUCCAGCAUGGGCAUUGAUAACUGACUUUAUAUAGACACUCUCUCAACCACCUCUGCAUUGUUUUGAAGUCUGCAAAUGUCAUGAAUUGCCUUCUUUUACCAUUAUUUUUGUUAUGUUUACAAAUUCAUUGUCAUUGCUAUGUUCUGUAAAAAUGUGGAAAGGGAACCUUGUUUGAAACUUUCAAUCAUUCAUGUAUUAUAAGUACUUCUGGGUUCU